Messenger RNA from Anarrhichthys ocellatus (wolf-eel), 3772 nucleotides. Its product is annotated as zinc transporter ZIP12-like. Gene Ontology annotation, molecular function: zinc ion transmembrane transporter activity; monoatomic cation:bicarbonate symporter activity. The coding region runs from base 1074 to 3134 and encodes 686 amino acids. Gene Ontology annotation, biological process: zinc ion import across plasma membrane; intracellular monoatomic cation homeostasis. The transcript has 12 exons. Gene Ontology annotation, cellular component: plasma membrane. The record is from RefSeq and is a predicted model, not a curated record. Lineage: Eukaryota; Metazoa; Chordata; Actinopteri; Perciformes; Anarhichadidae.
AAACUGCAGCCCUCCGAGGCAGUCGCAGCUAAUCCUCGGGAGAUUUACUCAACUCUCACUUCUCAUAAGAGGGUUUUAUUUGCAGCACCAAUGCCCAAGAAUUCUCCCCAAACGAGCUCUGGGUCUUCGGUUUAUCCCGUCGGCGGAGGAAGGCAAACCUAGUUACAGCAGCAGAGAGGAGCAGAGGGGAGAACGGUUCAUCUGGUAAGCGUUUUCAUCUAUUCUACCUCAGGUGUAACUGUAGCUUUAGUCCUCUUAUUGCUCGGUCGGUGUGACCUGCAGGGUGCACAGCGUGGGAGGAUGUUGGAAGGUGCUUUGCGAGAAAGCUCUGCAUGUUUGAUCUUAGAUGACUCAGAGAUCAUAGAGAAUGAAAACAAAAUGUUGUGUUAAUGUUCAUAUUACUGGUAUACUGUCUAAAUAUUUGUACAAAUUGUAUUUUGGUGCUUUGGCAACAUUGUUCUUGAAACUUUCAUGCCAAUAAAACCCCAUUUAGUAUUUGAAUAUAAAAAAAACCAUUUGAUUUGAACGUCACCUGUGUGUUAGUUAUCGUCCUUAACUAUUGACGCUGCUGAAUAUGAAAACUGGUUCAGUAUUUUAAAAAACAUUCAGACUUUCAUGGGUGCAGCAUUUCCAGUGACCUUCAGUGGGGAACGUUGUUUUCAGAUGUGGAUCUUUACGUCGUUACUUUGUGUUAAUAAUAGCUUUUCCUUUGCUCAAUGUUUUCCUCGAUACACUUUUCUCCACAGUCUCCCCCUCCAUGCCCCUGAGCUCUCUCACUUGCCUGCACUAAUCCCUUUGUUGUGGACUGAGGGGCCCAGGCUUUGGCUGACCGAUCGGCACUGUAAGGGGCUGGUUCAGCUGAAAGGAGCCCAUCGAGCCCUCCUGUCCUCCACCAAAUCAGGCGGGCCUAUUAUUAACGCCUCUCACAGCUCUUCUUCUCUGGAAGCUUUCAGAUCCCUCCUCUCGUUCACCUUGAUUCAAAUUUCUCUCUCAAGUCACUUGUUUGUGUUCAUCAUCUCAAGUCCUGAGCCAGUCUUGGGAGCUUAAGGGAGUCGGACAGCCCCGGUAGGAACAUGCACUUCAGGGGCAGUGCUCCCACUUUGCUGCUGCUGCUUCUUUGUCAGCUGGAGGUAAGAGGUCAGGAGCUGGGGUACCUGCAGGAGGCUCUCAGGGCCUUGGAUCUGCCCCCGGGUACCGACGAGAAGCCACAGCUCCAAAAGAACCACACGGGUAUCCUGAUCACCAAGCUCCUCCAGGAUGUGCACUGUGCAGAGCGGACUGGCACCUCUCAGGAUGUCUGUGGCAAGUGCCUGACACCAGACGUAGCUCUCUCUGUGCUAGAGGAUGAUGGGAAGGCAUACCUCACUGAGGGGGACUACCACCGGAUCUCCACUGUUCUGCUGUACUACAUAAUUAACUUGCAAGACCUGUGUGUGUCAAAUGCCGCCUCCCUUUCCUCGUCCUUGGCCUCCUCCUCAUUUGGGAACUAUCAGUUCUACCUUUUGGCCCUGACCAAUCUGCACCCGGCUGAGGACAAGCUGUUCCUGUCAUCCAGAGAAACAGAAAGUAUUCUGCAGCUCAUCAACCAGCACUACGACUCCUCCAAUCAAGACGCCUUAUCUGAUUUGCAAUGUAUUGAUGCCGCUCACCUCCUUGAGGAGGUUAACGUACAAGAAAAUCCAGGUGCUGGUGUUUCCUCUGUGCCCAAACUGGCUGCUGCCAUCAUCAGCCAUAUCCUGCAGGGCCACUGUUUCAGACGAAGGAACCUCCCGUCUCCGGCUUUCUUUACCGACUACAUCUUUCAAUCCCUAAAUUGCACAAGUGACCUGCAGACAAUAGAUUUAGAGGAGUUGCUUCAUCAGCUGGGAGUAGGACGGGAAGCAGCGUCACACUCUCACAACAGGAAGAGGCGGAGUUCACAGAAAGGGGCCGGGCCUCCGCCGGAUGGUUGCAACAAUGAAACUGGUGGAAUAAGCAGGGACUGGGCACAGGUCUGUUAUUCAGCCAAUCAGCUGUUGGAUAUUUUUGCUCUGAAUCCUCAUUUGCCAAUUUCCAAGGAGCACUUCAGACAAAUGUGCCCUGCCAUCAUUCAGCAGUUGCUAGGCAAUGCCUGCGAGUCUGCAGAGCAGAAAGGAAGAGGAUCUCUGCCCACUGCUCUUGAGAAGUACGGCUACAGCACGGCGGCCGUCCUGCUCAUCACGGUGGGCUCCAUGCUCGGUAUCUGCCUGAUCUUCUUCAACUCCUGCCAGGAAACCUACACACUCAUCCUGCAGCUGUUUGUGGGCUUGGCAGUGGGAACCCUCUCAGGAGAUGCACUCCUGCACCUCAUACCGCAGAUCCUUGGCCUCCACGAUGACACUCACAGUCACGAUGACGAACACUUUGCGGACGAUAAAGAGUAUCUGUGGAGGAUUCUGGGCAUAAUCGCAGGGAUCUACGGCUUUUUCCUCAUUGAAAGAAUCUUAUCCUUCUUCCUUCCUUCUCAUGGCCAUAGUCAUGGUGACCUUCCCUUAGAGCUCAACUGCAAUGGCCAGUCACAGAGGGGCAAGUCCAUCUCCACCAUACAGCUGGGACCAGUGGAUGACUUGGAGUGUAUAGAAGCGUCUCCUGAACACGUUGACACUAGGAGACCUUCACGUCAGAGUAAGGUCCUUCAACUACAAGGCGUUCCUCUGCUGGCCAUGAUGGUAAUCGUGGGAGACAGCCUUCAUAACUUUGCCGACGGCCUGGUAGUCGGGGCGGCCUUCUCUUCCUCGGCCGAGACCGGCAUGGCGACCACCGUGGCCAUCCUGUGCCACGAGAUCCCGCACGAGAUGGGGGACUUUGCAGUGUUGUUGAGCUCUGGACUCUCCGUGAAGACUGCUAUGCUGAUGAACUUUCUCAGCGCUCUGACGGCCUUCAUGGGACUCUACAUCGGACUGUUUGUUUCCUCAGACAUGGAAGUGCAGCGGUGGAUCUUCGCCGUUACUGCUGGGAUUUUCCUCUAUUUGUCACUGGUCGAAAUGCUUCCAGAGAUGAGUCGGGUGAAGACCGACAGACCGUGCCUCAUGUUUCUCUUGCAGAACCUCGGCCUGUUGAUGGGUUGGGCCUGUCUUCUGCUCCUCGCGCUCUUUGAACAUGAACUCAAAUUCUAAAUGCCAUUUUACGUGAGUCGUGACGCAAAUGUCUUCGCAGAGGGUUGAGUCAAAACAAAUGUUGACUCGUGUGCGCAACCGGGAUGUUAUAACAAGUCAUUAUUGGUCAACGAGUGAGUAUUUCAUGAUGUUGUAUUCUCAGCACUGGAUGGUAAAUGUACGUUAGCUGUAUGAAUCCUCUCUUUUUUUUAUACUUGAUGAUUUAUUUUUGUAUGUUAGGUAUCUGGACACUAAAUCGUUUAAACUCUAAUAAUGACCAUAUUUGGCAGAUUCAGGUACAAUUGUGCACAUCUGUUGUUCUGUCAAACACGUACGUUGCCUCAGAGAAUCAAAUCAAAGUCAUUCCUCACAAGCAAAAUAUAAAGUAUUGUAAAUGUAUUUGUUUUGGUUUGCAUGUAUUUGACAUCAGUGUCUUCAUACGAAUUGGGAAAAGUCUAGUUAAAAAGACAUCGAGUCCAUGACCAGGAUUUUGUGCAGUGUCUCAGGAUAUAUAAUGAACGCUUUAUUUUACAGGCUCAUCAUUUCUGCAUAAUUUCCGAGUAUAUUUGCCAAGAGGUUUCUUGAAAGAACUGUGAAACUUUGACUAAUAAUAAGGAAAAUGGAGACAAGUGUUAAUCAAUAAAUUCUGAUUAAAUCGA